AUGAUCAUGUUUCAUCAUCAACAUCUGAUAUUAGAUAACGUUACGUUGUUUUACAACUUGAGCUCCACGUCAAUUUGCGUCAUGAAUCACACGUCAACUCAUUUUCUUAAAAUUGCACCGAUCAAUGACGACAGUUUAUCAACUGAAAAUAAUAAAAUUGAAGGCAUUCCAAGAAAAUAA
Messenger RNA from Clunio marinus, 180 nucleotides. Lineage: Eukaryota; Metazoa; Arthropoda; Insecta; Diptera; Chironomidae. The record is from the annotation of a GenBank genome assembly.